AUGUGUGUGAGAUCGGAGGCUCACCCGACCCAAGCGGGAUCAAGUGGGAGUUGCAGGGAUUCACCAUCUGCUAGUUCACAGGGUUCCCCAAAGUCUGUUGUUGGAAGCUAUGGCUUGGACACCGUGCCUGUCCAGUGGGAUGAUUCGCCAGUCAUCAGGGAUCGUAUUCGUGACAACCACAAUUUGCUCUUGAAGUUCAACCAUACUACUGGUCAGAAAGAAUCGGGCUGUUUCAUCGAGGCAAACAAUGACAAUGUGAAACUCAAUGCAUCAGUUCUCAAGCCGCUGCUGCAAGUCAUGAGAAAUCAUGACUUGCAGCUCCCUAGCAUUGAGAACCUGAAUGUUGCCAUUGAUGCAUUCUACCAGUUGUCAAAGGUUAGCCGAUGCAGUGACCUGAUUUAUCAAGAAGCAUGGGCGAUUCGUCGAAUGAUUGGUCGUAUGAAGAAGUUCAUCUACAGAGAUGCAGUCGUGCAAGACCUUGUUCAAGCAUUGGGUUUCAGCACCGGUGAGGACUGGCAGCCCCUAUCAGCACGUGCUGACAGUCAGGAUUGCGGGGAUGAUGGUGACCAUGAAGAUUGUGGGGGCCAGGAACUCCAACCGUGUACUGAUGGACUACCCAUGUUUCCAGAAGACUCUCUUAAUGUUGAGAAGGAAUUGGGAGUUAUCUUUGAGAAUCUCGAAGAACAAUUGCCAGAGGUGCCCUUGCCAGGCCCACCUGUGCCACAGAUCCCAAGUCCACCAAGGGAUAAGGUUCUGGCUGAAGGCCCAUCCAGUCCACCAGCACCUGUUGUGGACAAGGAGGUCGAGACGGGCCCCGGAGCAGGGUCUUCCAAAGUUGUGGCAACUCCGUGCCGUGCCCCAUCUACUUCAUUCAUUGGGACCCCAGCAACCUUGAAAGAUUCGAGUUCCCCAGAGACACACCAAAAGGAUCAGAUUUGGGACAUCUCGUCUGAUGAGGAGGGUACGUCCAAAGUGAAGCAGCAUGUUCCCCCGGGCUUAACCGUUGACAUGAUUAUCAAUGCCUUGAAGCAGUUGGACUUGUCCAAGCAAACUCAGGAUGAUCAAGUCCCACGAGCCGGUCACAGUGCAGCAUCCAACGUGGAGGGGGUGGAGGCGACUGGCAAAGACAGCACCAGCAUCCCUGACCACGAAGUGAUUACCAGAAGACGACAGUUCCGCAUGAAACAAGCACGCGCAGAAGAGAAGAGAGAGAAGAAGGCAGAGAAGAAAGUCCAGAAGAAGCAGCAAAAAGAAGAGAAAAUGAGAAAAAAGUUGGAAAAAGAAGCCAAGAAAAAUGCAUCCCCAAAGAAAAGAGGUAGAAAGGCAUCAGAGAAAGCAGGGGAUCGCAACAAACAAAACAAAUCUAUGAAAGGCUCUGCUACUUUGGAUCAACCACAGGAUGAUGACCUGAACACCAAGACGGAGGCAUCGGAAUGCCAUCCAGGUCACAAGGUCCGGAGCCGAAAGAUGAAACAACUCAAGAAGUUGAAUGCGGCUUUGAAAUCAUCGGAGACCCAAGGUGUUGAUGAGAAGGCGGUGGCAAACCAGAAGAAGAAAAAUGCAUGCAAGAAAUCCAAGACUGCCAAACACAGGAAUGAAGAAGAGGAGCAGAAGGAAGAGCAGGGAGAAAACAAUGACCAGGAGAAUGAGCAGCAAGCCGCAGAAGAGAAUCAAGAUAACGCAAAGGAACAGAGAAAGGUGCGAGGCAGAAAGCCCAAACAUGUCAAGGAACCAGAACCAAAGGAAGGAAAGCCUGAAGAAGAGGUCUUGGAGAAAGAGAAAGAUGCUGGAAAAAUCGAGACGGAAUGCCCUGUCCCAAGCAAGGGAAAGAAAACCGCAGCCAAAUCGAAAGCAAAAGCCAAGGGUGAUGUGGACAUUGAGGAAACGAAGGAGAAGUCCAGCAGCAAGUCUUCAAGUUCCAUCCCCAAGCCAAGAAGUAAGGCCAAGGCCAAGGCAGCAGCAAAGACUGGGGAUAAGGAAAGUGGGACAGGCAAAAAGCGGGUUGCAGGAGAGCAGAUCCAGAAAGAAGACAAGCCCAAACGUACCAGACGCAAUUUUUCCAAGGUGGAAGCAGAACCAUGGGUGAAGGACCUAGUCAAAGAGAUCCUGCUUGAGUGUGACCGUACCCACUGCACACAUCCCUCAGUGGAAAAGGUGAAAUUGAAGAGUGCUGACGUGGACAUGGAGCCCUACAGGACCCGCAACGCAUGUGGGAUUAAGGUGGGACGCAAGUACUUUACCAAUAAAAAGGCCCAGGGCAAAGGAAAGGCUCAUGUUACCUACUUCUCUGGCAAGACUCCAUGCUUCUACACCAACCAGAAGUUGGCUGAGAUUUGGGUCAACCAAUGGCAGGCGGAUGGCAAGCCUGAUCCUCUUUGCGAAUCCUUGGUGAAUUUCGCCAAUGUCCUGAAGUCCUCGCACGAGCUGGCUGUUGCUGAGCACCAGGGUGGGUCGGCUCCCACUGAUUGA
This is a messenger RNA of Cladocopium goreaui, 2469 nucleotides long. The record is from the annotation of a GenBank genome assembly. NCBI's taxonomy places the organism in Eukaryota, Dinophyceae, Suessiales, Symbiodiniaceae.